Molecule: messenger RNA, 1656 nt
Organism: Penicillium angulare
Lineage: Eukaryota; Fungi; Ascomycota; Eurotiomycetes; Eurotiales; Aspergillaceae
Exons: 9
Coding region: 1-1656 (551 amino acids)
Biological process (GO): translation; lipid metabolic process
Cellular component (GO): ribosome
Molecular function (GO): phosphoric diester hydrolase activity; structural constituent of ribosome
Source: RefSeq, a predicted model, not a curated record
AUGGCUGCGUUACCGUCAAUGCGGCCUUUAGGCUGUCUGAGAUCCUUGAUUGGAAUCCAGAAUCCAAUCCAGCCUCAAAUAAGCCGCCGCUUCAUCUCAACAGCUUACUCGCAAAGACCCAAGCGUGUCCCUCUCCCUCCGAAUCUCCCCCAGCAAUUCCUCUCACAACUACCGGAGCGUCUGCAGCCACGAGAAGCCUCCAAGCGUGUCAAGGUCUACCCGGCUCCUCCCUCCACCCGCAAAGCAUGCAAAGACCCCAUCGCAAAGGUGACUGAGUCACAAAUGGCGAUCCAUGAUCCUAAGGGCGAAAGAAAGGCUCUGUUCGACUACCGUCGUAAUCCUCGCAGUGUCAAGCCCGGUGAUAUCUUGCGGGUAACAUUCAAGAAUGGCGACCCAUUCAAUGGUGUUGCUCUGAGCAUUAAGCUGCGCGGCAUUGACACCUCCGUCUUGCUUCGAAACGAGCUUACUCGUGUGGCUGUCGAGAUGUCAGUCAAGGUAUUCAGUCCAAAUGUGCAGAGUGUGGAGAUUGUGCAGCGCGCUGAGCGCCCGGCCCGUCGCGCGAGACUGUACUUCAUGCGGUCCCGCAAGCACGAUCGCCGCAGCGUGGAGAAUCUCGUGGGUGCUUACAUUCGCCAGAAGAGAGCUUUCCUGGGUGGCAACCGCAGGAAGUAUAUGUUUGCCGAGUCCUCGGAUUUCAAAGUCAUGGUCUCUUCAACAGUGUUGGUCACAGCCGUGGCGCUAGCGUUCGCUGCCGGUCCCGUCCCAGUCAUUGGGUCCAUUACCUCCAGUCUUCAGUAUGUGCUGAAGAAUACGCACGGCAGCAAAGAGUAUGGAUAUCCUACAGAUAUUACUCGAGAUAUUCUUCCGAUUCCCGUUCACUCUCAUAAUGAUUACUGGAGAGAAGAACCUUUCUGGACUGGUCUUUCAAAGGGAUGUAUAUCCACAGAAGCCGACGUUUGGCUAUACAAUGGCACACUCUAUGUUGGUCACCAUGAGUCCGCCCUGACGGUAGACCGAACGCUCGAAAGCCUGUAUAUCAACCCGAUCCUAGAUGUACUGGAUCGCCAAAACCCAAAGACGCCUUUCGUUACCAAGCCUACUAAAAAUGGUGUUUGGGACACUAACGCAGAGCAAACGCUCUACUUCUUCAUCGACGUGAAAACUUCCGGUCCAGAGACAUUCAAGGCCGCCAUCGAAGCCCUUGAACCACUCAGAGAGAAGGGCUAUCUUACCAAGCUCACUGGCGGGAACAAAUUGGAGUAUGGACCCGUUACCAUCAUCGGAACUGGUGAUACCCCCCUUGACAUGGUAACUUCAGUCUCGGACCGCGAUUACUUCUUUGAUGCUCCUCUUGCAGCCCUGAACGAUCCCAAAUAUGCCGAUAUUGACGGAUAUGUCUCGCCUAUCGCAUCCACCGACUUCAAGGCUGCGGUGGGCAAAGUGGCAACUGAUACCGAGCCGGUCCUUUCAGAUGUAAAAGUCCAGAUUCUUCAUGAUCAGAUUGCUACAGCCAAUGAUCGUGGAAUCGGUGCUAGAUACUGGAACACACCAAAUUGGCCUAUUCGAACACGUAACCUGGUCUGGAGAACACUACUGAAUGAGGGAGUUACGCUUCUCAAUGCCGAUGAUUUGGAUGCUGUGGCUUCGUACUUUUGA